AGCCAGGCAGCGGAAGGGGUUAGUGAGAGCGGUAAAGUGUGCAAAGAAUGAAUAAGAUCUCAAAAAGUGCGGAUUUUGUAAAACUGACAUCAUCCUUUGAGGCCGUAGAGAAGUUACAGUCAGAUCUCAAGUCAUGCCUGUCAGAUGUCCCUUGUGAUCAGUUGUCCUCUGAUCGUCUGUCAGAUCAGCGAGUGGUUUGUGAUCGAGUCCUUCGAGCCUGUAACCACUGGGCUGGAGAUGCAUCAUGCCGUGGACAGCACCUGCAGAGCCUUACCCCAUUGGCAGAGAUUGCGUGUCAUGGAUUUCGUGCCGCCACCCUCCAGAAUAACUCCUUCUAUUUGGAGAAGAUUCUCUUUCACCUUUUGAAAAAUGUAUCUGCACGGGACUCAUCCUAUCAAUCCACCAUUCAAUUAUCGAACCUCUUGUACACAUUUCUUACAAAGUGCCCUGAAGAUCUGAAGGUUGGGGGAGACUAUGUUGCUUUGGCUAAAAGCAGUUUUCAGUUCCUGUGGAAAGCAGCUGGGGACCAAGAACAGAAGAACAAUCCCUGUGCCUGUAACCAAGAGAUCUUGUGCCUACGAUUACAUGCCCUGCGCUUUCUCGUCCUGGUUGAACGAUCUCCAUCACACACAGAUUCCCCUCUAACUAUAGCACGUCAUGUGAAAUUUGUAACUUUGGCUUUUGAGUCUAAGGGCAAAUCAUGUAGCAAGGAGGAUGUCUGCUUUUUAAAUAACAGCGUUGAAGAUCUGUUGGUAAAGCCUUUGCUAGAAGCCGGGACUCUCACCAAUCCAUGGGCUCGUUGCUUAGUGGAACUGACUGUACAUAGAUGUCGCAGUCUUUGUAAACGAAAUUGCUUUCAGCAGGGAAAAGAUGCGCUUCAACAAGCAUAUUCUUAUUUGAAAAGUGGUGACGGAUGCUGUCUAGCUGGGCUGACACUUACAAAAUUUGCACUGGAGAUACAGGAACAGGGUAGAUCACGAGGAAUUGGAAAAUGUUUAGAUGAGAUGGCCAAUGCCGUUCUCAAAGUAGAUUCUUCAGGGGAAGGGUGGCUUUGUCAGGCAUUGAGCGAGUGCAUCCAGUUUGCUGUCUCUUGUGUGGAUGGACAUUUCAAAUCAACUGCAGAUAUCAGGACUUUGUGUCUUAAGGAGGUCUUGAACUUGGCCAGUUUUCUCAAGGCACACUACUACCUUCUAGAGAAACAAAUGUCUGCGGUUCCCAAGGAUGGAAGCCGUCAACUCCGAUCCUUGAGACAGCACCAGUUUACUGGGUUUCAGCAGUUCACUAAUGCCACGUGCUCCUUCCUGCAAAAUGGCAAGGAUGUUAAUUGUGAUGACUUGCAACAUCUCGUUGGAGUUUGCAAAGGUGUGAUUUCCAGAAUGCUGACCUCCCUCUGUGAUCUCACUGGUCAAGAUGCUGCAGAGUUUUUAAAUCAAACAGCAUCCUGUGUGCACAAUGUGGCCUACUGGUUCUACAAUCAGAAGAAGUAUCAGGAAGCAUCUGACAUUGUAUCUCCACUCUGUGAGCAACUGGCAGCCGCCGGUCCAGGAGGAGACCCUGACCUGUCUUCAGAACGGCUACACCGUUGUUUCCGCCUGCAUGUCGAGAGCUGCCGGAAGGCUGGUCAGACGGAGCUAGGACUUGCUGCAGUGACACUUUGGUUGCGAGCAUUACGUGGGCAGAUCCAGCAGCAAAUGGCCGAACCAAUCGCCCUGUGGGUCAAACUUAAAACGGAAGGCGCUAGGAAUGGCAACGAGGACCUGAGACUGCAUACUCUGAAAGAUGGAUUUGGUGAUCAUCCAGUAGAUCCAGAGCUGAUGGUUUCCCUGCUUGCUGAAGAAAUUAAAGGAUACAAGUGUGCCCAUGGAGACACGGGUCAGGAGCGUUAUAACACAAUCUGUGAUCUGCUUGAGCUGUGCAGUGAGAGCAGCAGCCUAGAGCAUCACCGGCCCUUAUUCCUGCUUGAGCUUGCUCAGGUUUUGUGCUAUCAUGACUACACUGGGCAGACGGACUGUUCUGCUUUAGAUGCGGUCCAGGAAUCUCUCCGUCUCUUGAAUUCUUCAGGCCAUUCUAAAAGUGACGAGCGCCUGCUGGACAUAAAAGCCCAGGCUCUUCUCUGGCAGUAUAUCUGCACCCUGGAAGCCAACAUGCAAGAAAGUAUGGAGGAGCAGCAACGAAAAGCAAAGCUUGACAGUCAGCGGAAUGGGAUAGAGUAUGAACCCAAUGACCUAAACUAUGAAGACAAGCUCCUAGAUGACCAGUCCGUCCAAGAAGGAAUUUGUUUCACAUUGGCGGGAGAGACCGGACCCAUGAAAAGUUUGGAAGAAGCUUUGAAUCUGUGGAAAUCUGUCCUAUCAGGCCUCAAAGCUCCACUACUAUAUAACGCAGAACAAACUGUGUUCUCCUUGCAUCUGCUAGGGUCAAUUUUCCGUUUGAUGGGUAAGCCUCUACAGUCCAUACAGGCGUUCCAGCUUGCUUGUCAUCUAUGCAGUUCCAUCGGAGAUCACAUUAGGCAUGUAGGAGCUCUCUGUCAGCUGACAAAACUGCUUUUCUAUUUGGAAAGUCCUACAUCUGGCCAGAUCACACUAGAGGAGGCAGAAAAUGUGUUAAAAAGUGCAGACCCUGCUACAGAGACUUACUCCCUGGCUGAGCUGACCUGCAAGCUCCUUCGGAGUCAUCUCUUCCGGGUGACACACAAGGUUGUGGAAGGAGUUGGAAUGCUUAUGGAUGUUCUUCAGCAUCCUUUGCUACAGAAAUCCUCAAAGUCCUGCUACCUUUUAAAGGUCCAAGCCCUGCAAGAGCUCUCAAUGUUCUUGAGACUUCCACCAAUGCUUCUGCCUCAGGAUAUUUUCAAGCAGCUUAGUAACCAUGGUGGCCACAACCCAGAGACUGCUUUGACUGAAGCCCACAAGUUACUUCGUAGCAUUGUUCUUCUUCUUCUUGGAAAGGAUGUGUUGUCCUCUUCUAAGGUUCCCUCAGAGUCACGUUUUGUGGAUAAUGGAGAUAACCUCCUUCAGAAGUGGCAGGUACUUGCAGACCUUCUCAGUUGCUCCCAGGAUCUCAUCACCACUCUGUGCCGUAUGGGCAGUGUUUCAGAUGCCAAAUCCUACUGCCUUGAAGGACUUCGGCUAGCUAAAAAUCUACAAAGUAUGCGCCUCUGUGCAGAUUUCUUGGUUAGAAAAGCUGAGUUGGAGACCCUACGCGCAGAAAAUCAGCUCUGUGAAGAUGAUCUGCAGUACGUUGUGUUCUUAAUGGAGUCCUGCACAGAUUUCUCUUCAAAAACUCAGAAGAAAGAAAUAAAGAUACAACCGUCCAAGGGGAAAAAGCCCAAAAAUAGGAAUGUUGAAUUGAUUCCUCAAAGUCCACCAAACGAAGAUUUUUUGAAAAGUGUCCAAUUCCAGUAUGUAGACACCAGAGACGUGUUGAAUCCCCCUGCCUCUCCUACACCUGCAACUUUACCCAAGAAGACUUUCCCAUGCUUUGUGUCUCAUGAUAAAGACUGUACAUGUUCCCUUUGUUCUGAUCUAGUAUUGUCUCUGCUCUGUACUCGGUGGAUGGUUGCUCAGACUGAAAACGAUCCUCGAAGCCUAGCAUUACUGAAGUUAGCCCUACAGCGGUGCCAGUCGAUAACUCGCCGUUUUUCUAGAGUCGUGCAAGCUCUCUUAAAAGAGGACUCAAAAUUUGCAAUUGGUAUGACCGAUGAGAUCGUUGCUCGAAUUUACUUUGCUAUGGUAUCACUGAGCCCCCCAGCUAAGUUAUCUGAACGAACACUAGAGGAUGGUCUGAAUUUUCUGUCAUCCCGCCCACCUAAUUUCCCCAAGUAUUGGAGGGCAGGACUUCUCCUGGCUAAAGCACUGAAUUCCACUUACAGGCUUGCUACAAAGCAUGCAGGUUGCAUUACAGAUCUCUUCAUGCAAGUAUGGGGCUGGCAACCACAGCGACACAGACGAAAAGAUCCUGAUCGCAGCUAUAAGUGCAUGACCGCGACGCCAAGUGUUACCUUAAGCAAGGUGAAAGAUACUGAGAAGGUUGCAGGGGAUGAUCCAACCAUCAUCUCUAUGGAGGGUUCAGACUCUGAGAGCUUGCUUUUGCCCACCAGACCUCCAACAACUCCUCUACGUAAAGACCAUCUACCAACACCGUUGAAACCUGUGGUCUCCACCCAAGUGAGAAAAGGCAGUGUAACUAUUUAUAAUGAAGAGUCUCCUGUGCCAGAAUUACUGCCAAAAGCACCAAGAAGGCGCCAAACAAGGGCUGUCAUAAAGGUUGUCUUUAGUGACAGUGACUUGGAAACGCCAGAUAACGACCCAGAUCAACAGAUCAGAAACAAAAAAACAAGUUGUGCUAAAUCUGGUGUACGAGGAAGGGGAACUAGAAAAAGUAAAGCGCUUCUGGCAACCUCAGAAUCUGAAGAAGAGGAGGUAAGCUUGAAAUGUAAACCCAGGAGAGGAAGACCCAGCACAAAGAAAGCUCAGAAAGAGACUAGCCCUUCUGGUCUACAGAGACGACGCCAACUGGGAAAAACUGAGAGGGCUCCAAAAGAAAUAGAGAUGUUGAGAUGCAUUAAAGAGGAACCAGAGUACUUCUUGGAUGACAGCAUUGAAGAGCUGCGGGCUUCUGACACUGAAGAGAAAAAAACUGCACGGGGCAGCCGGAGAGGGCAGAGGACCUCCAAGAAAGAAGCAAGAACAGAAACACGCUGUGAAAUUCUAAGACGGGAUGUUGGAGCAGAGCAGCAGAGUUCACCUAUGGAUAUGAAAGUGCCUCCUACUGAUCCAAACCUAUUUAGCCUUACAGGACUUUCAUCGCCUGUACUGGGUACUUUUAGUACCUCUGACCUGGAUUCCAUUUCCGCUCUUCUCCGAGAGUCACUAGAAUCUGUAGCUCAUUUCCCUCCAAGCAUCCUAUAUUCCCGGCUAUGCCGACUCUUGGCAUUGUGCACUGGAGGACAGGAUCCAUACCUCACUGCACUUCUGGUUAGCGAGUCCGUUUCCAUCACGUUGCGGCACCAACUCAACAGUGACAUUCACCGGAAGCUGCGGAAAUUAAGAAAGGAAAGUUCAGGGGACAUAACAGACCAGUUUCAAUGUCUUAAUCUGAAAGAUCAGAAGGACUCAAAGGUCCAGCAUCUGUCUGAUCUAGAGGAGCUCUUUAGAUUCCCAAAACAGCCACUGGACACAGAGCGUUUCAGAGAACAAAUUCAACACAUUCCUGGGGAUACGGCAGUAUGUAUACUGACACUUGCAGACUCUCAGUCAAGGAGACCCGGUGAUCAUCUUCUCCUCACCAGACUAGAACAUGGAAGCCCACCAGUAAAUAUACAGAUACCCACUGCUCACCUGAAGAUGUCCAUGAGUUCGGCAUUGCUAGAAUUUGAUGAUAUUCAGAAGCAGCAAAAGAUCAUUAACAAUUUAACAGAAAAAAAGGAGUGGUGGGAAGGGCGCAUGGAGUUGGACAGUCGUAUGAAGACUUUGAUCCAGUUACUUGAACAGAUCCUGGGCUGUUGGAAGGUCCUGCUCAUGCCCCCCUGUUCGGUCGCUUCUGUAGCAGUGGAGUCUUGCAAGCUGUCUAGGUUUUUGCCAGAGUGUGGCUUUAAGGACUUAGACCCAGCACUUCUGAAGGCUUUCCUGGGGGGCAGCCAUCUUCUGACUCCUCAGCUCAUCCAGUCCUUCGUGCAAGGCUUUUGUCUGUCACAGCCAGAGAGGGCUCAGGAAAUACUUCAAGGAGCAGCGGAGGGGCUUACAUUCUGCACUGAGAACACUAAAGGACAUGUAGUGCUUGUUUUGGACAAGCUUCUCCAAAAACUUCCAUGGGAAAGUAUCCCCUGUUUGCUGAGUAGAUCUGUCUCUCGACUUCCAUCCUUGAACUUCCUUCUAAGUUAUGGCUUGAUCAAAAAGCACCAGCCUCAGAUGACCAUUGUUAGAGGUGUUGAACCCAAGCAAACCUUCUAUGUCCUAAACCCCCAUGCAAAUCUUCCGGGCACCGAAGAGCGAUUUAGGGACUGGUUUAAAAAUGAACCUGGCUGGAAAGGAGUGAUUCGAUAUGCUCCGAAACCUGAGCAGCUGGAGUACGCACUGACAAAACAAGAUUUAUAUGUCUAUGUUGGACAUGGAGCAGGUGCUCACUUCUUGGAUAUCCAGACCCUGCAGCGCUUGGACUGUAAUGCUGUUGUAUUGCUCUUUGGGUGCAGUAGUGCUGCACUAGCUGUUCGAGGAGAUCUGGAGGCAACAGGAAUUGUCCUUAAAUAUCUUAUGGCAGGAUGUCCUCUAAUUCUAGGGAACCUGUGGGACGUCACAGACCGUGAAAUCGAUCGUUACACAGUGGCGUUCUUGCAGAGCUGGCUUAAGGCUGGGCCCCGUGCACCCCUCAUUAAACAUCUGUCGGAGUCCCGCCAGGCACCCAAGUUGAGAUACAUAAUUGGGGCAGCACCCGUGGCUUAUGGUUUACCGGUGUCUCUCCGGUGACCUGAUUUUAGCAAAACAAUGAAUAAAGUGCUUAUUAAUUUAUUGCUCUUUUAAUAUUCACACGAAAUGCUAUGCAAGUUGUACACCACUUGAAUGAAGAUGUUCCAAGUGAUCGGUAACAUUACUGAGAUCUGAGACUUUGUGCACUCAAAGAUGUGUUACUGUUAAAUUAAUAUUAAGGUGGAUUACAUGCCAGUCUUACAGCCUGUUCUCUGGAUUGUAUUUUCUUUUAUUUAUUACUUCAGUAGCUCAAUGAUCAGAUUAUUGGCUUCUAUGAAGGAAUUUGUAUUUAAUA
This is a messenger RNA of Pelobates fuscus (common spadefoot toad), 6756 nucleotides long. RefSeq names its product extra spindle pole bodies like 1, separase (gene ESPL1). The coding region runs from base 48 to 6461 and encodes 2137 amino acids. Gene Ontology annotation, cellular component: centrosome; mitotic spindle; nucleus. Gene Ontology annotation, molecular function: cysteine-type endopeptidase activity. NCBI's taxonomy places the organism in Eukaryota, Metazoa, Chordata, Amphibia, Anura, Pelobatidae. The record is from RefSeq and is a predicted model, not a curated record. The transcript has 31 exons. Gene Ontology annotation, biological process: proteolysis; meiotic chromosome separation.